Messenger RNA from Orussus abietinus, 4735 nucleotides. Its product is annotated as probable maleylacetoacetate isomerase 2. The record is from RefSeq and is a predicted model, not a curated record. Gene Ontology annotation, molecular function: glutathione transferase activity; maleylacetoacetate isomerase activity. The coding region runs from base 178 to 831 and encodes 217 amino acids. Gene Ontology annotation, cellular component: mitochondrion; cytoplasm. Gene Ontology annotation, biological process: glutathione metabolic process; L-phenylalanine catabolic process. Lineage: Eukaryota; Metazoa; Arthropoda; Insecta; Hymenoptera; Orussidae. The transcript has 5 exons.
CGCCGGUAGUGGUGGAACUCGAACGGGACGUCUGGCAAUCGGGUAAAAGAGGGAAGGAGGAGCGAUUUCGCGCGUAGAGCGGAUUCCAAAUUUUCGAGAAACCGGCUAGCUACUUUCUCGGGGAAUCGGCGAAACGAUCGGUCGAGCGCACGAGUCCGUCCAGCCGAGUCCGACGAGAUGUCUGUUAUGGGAAAGCCGGUUCUUUACUCCUACUGGCGGAGUUCCUGCUCGUGGAGGGUGCGAAUCGCUUUGAACCUCAAAGAAAUACCAUACGACAUCAAACCUGUGAGUUUGGUAAAAAGCGGCGGGGAACAACAUUCCAAUGAAUUCCGUGAAGUCAAUCCGAUGGAGCAGGUACCGGCUCUACAUAUUGACAAUCACACGAUCAUAGAAUCGCUGAACAUCUUACAAUACUUAGAAGAAACUAGACCACAUCGCCCUUUAAUGCCAGCCGAUCCAGUAAAACGAGCCAGAGUGAGAGAAAUUUGUGAAGUGAUCGCUAGUGGCAUUCAACCCUUGCAAAAUUUAGUGGUUUUAAUUUACGUCGGGGAGGAACGUAAGAAGGAGUGGGCACAACAUUGGAUCACCCGAGGUUUCACAGCCGUGGAAAAAUUAUUAUCCUCGAGUGCAGGUAAGUAUUGCGUGGGCGAUGAAAUCACGUUAGCAGAUUGUUGUCUAGUACCGCAAAUAUUUAACGCCAGAAGGUUUCACGUCGACUUGAGACCGUUUCCUACCAUUUUGAGGGUAGAUCGUCACUUAGAGAAUCACCCAGCUUUCACUGCCGCUCAUCCCAAUAAUCAGCCCGAUUGUCCACCGGAAGCAACCAAGUAGCAAGCAAGGCAGACCACCCUGUUCCUCUUUUAAAUUUCUUUUUAAAAGAAACAGAGGUGGUCCUCGACUCGGCUGCUGGACAGUGAUAAAAGGUGGUGCGUUGCUUCUCUCGAUGUUUGGAAUAUUUUAUUAUGUUGAAGGAUCCUGACUCCGGUGCGCUUUUAAGUCAUGAAUCUGUGAUGCUACAUUCCAUAAUUCGUUCUCAUUUUAUUUUGCUCUAGAAAGAUUGAAACGUGGCAAAGAGUAACUUGGGUUUUAAAUAUUUUUUUACAGCUACUAGUACGAUGUAACCUGAAGGUGUUUUUUAAUAACUACAAGAAUUUGGUAUAUCCGAAUUUGAGCCGAGAAACGAGCUCGAGUUGUUUCAUUUUUAACAUACACUUUCACAUCAACGAUGUUGAAAAUGCUAGCUGAGUUAUGCACCUUUUAUCACUCGGCAGCUGUAGGUAAACUCCGAGAUAGCGUUACAGCCGGCAAUGGUUUUUAACAAAAGUACCAAGACUGUACUUAAUAGGCCGAGCGACGUUCGCCGCUGCAAGAUUAUUUCCGAGUUUACGCAUAGGUGAUAGAGAUGUUGGCCUAUUUUUUUAAUUUUGUUACGUUUUUCAUUGUCUUCUACAUUCACCGUUAAAAUUAACGAAAUUUCUCCUCUGUACGAUACCCCCAGAAUAUUUUUUAAAAAUUUAUUAACCUAUUACAAAUAGGUUUCUAUAUUACGUGAGAAUCAAAAGUUUACUUUUUAUACUUACGAUAUAAUAUAAUUUCGUAAUUGAUUUUUUAUCGCCUCCGUCAAGGGUACAGGGUACAUUGGCAAGGAGGAGCAAUGUACGUAUUAAUCCUUCCUUAAGGACGGAGUUAGGUAAUCUCCCGCGUUAUCGAGUGCGCUUGGACGAGUUAAAAUAGGAAACGGAAAGGAACCUAGGAGGAAUCGAGGACGGUCGAACUUGCCGUACUCAAAUUACCCGUACCGCUACACCCGAGGAAUGAAAAGUACAAAACAUCUUCCUUCUCUAAGAUUUUACACUUUGAGUACGUUUCAUUUCCCCGCAGAGCGAGACUCCAUUGUCGCAUCGCAAAGCUUAAGCGUUAAGAACUAUUAGGGAUAGGUACGAAGUGAGUCCGGACGUAGGCUUAGCAUUUAAUGCAUUUCUUUAGCCUGAAAGGUAGAGCGUAGUAUGCUCAAUUUUAAUUUCAACCUACGGUAGCCCAUAAGUACUCGAUUCCAAUUACCCAUUUCCUCCUUGAGCACACUACGCAUCGACGAGUACGAGUACAUCUCGAGAGCCGCUAAUAUCGUGUAACCCUUUACAAGUAAAUCUCGACAGUUUAUUAUUUCUGUACAAUAUACAUUUAUCAAAUUCCCGACUCGGAAUAAAACCCUUAGCUCGAGCCUGAGGUCAGACUCUCCUUUCUAAUUAUUCCGAUUCUACCUGACCGAGUACAGGGACGCUAGUUUAACCGAGCGAUGUCUUUUUGUACAUUCGAAAGUCCCUGCCAGUUAACAGAAAGUUUCGUCGAAGCCUUGACUUUCCAAGGUAUAUCUCUCUCGCGCGAAUCAUUUUUUCAAUUCUAAUCCGAGCCUAAAUUUCUAGAAUUUCGACCUGGAAAUCUGAGCUCCUAUUCUCGAAUUCAUAGGGACUUUUUCGCUUAAGAACGGACUCGCAUUAAAAAAUAUCCCAUUGUUGCGAAGUCGCAUAAUUGUAAUGAGAAAUUUCAUCGUAUGAAUUCGGGAAUCGGGUCCCAGGCAACGCGUUAUCGAGCAGCGAAGAGUUAUCCCCAGGCACUCGCUCGUCUCUACAUCUAUCCGAUAGAAUUAAACGGCGAGAAACAUUUGCGAUGACGCGAGACGCCACGCUCAUGUAUAUGCAUCAUUUUCGAAACUGUCCUCGUGCGAAAGUAGUUCUUGACCAUGUAAACGAGAUUCCUUUGUAUCCGGUUUCGGUCGAGGGUGACGUCGUAGUUUCCUUGGGACUCGCAACUACUUCGGUAUCAACGCCUUAUAGUCUUAACAAGUGUACAUAAUAUAAUUAACAGCAGCGGUCACAGGGAGUGCUCGGUCUCGAAACGAGCGAUUCUCCCCUAAUUCGAUUUUUCUUUAAACAGGUAGUACCGGGUUAAAAAACAAUUAAUUUCAUAGGGUCCUCGAGCGUUUUUCAAAGUGCCGCGGGUUCGGCCAAGGACUCCCAGUGACCGCUUCCGCGGACGCAAAAGAGCAGCCUUCGACUGAAUUAUUUUCAUAGAAUUACUUUUGAUACAUCCUAGGGGUAGAGAUAAUGUUCUAGGUCGCAAGCCGCAGGGAAAACUCUUCGUUGCGACCUGCUCGUCGGAAUCCGUUAUCGUUAAAGAGACACUAUCAGUUCCUACGCGUUCUACUGCCGCGAAAGAAAGACAAUGGAGACCCCGGAAGAUCGCGCGACCGUCUUCCAGAGUACGACGAAGACCGAUGCCUCCUUAGAGUCGAAAUAUCAAAUCGAUCGAUCUCUCGAUCCGGACAAGCGUAAUCAAACGUGAAUCUUCCAGGUAUUCGCGCUAUUAGGUGCGAACCCCGUGUACAAUUGACAGUGUCCAACUCGUUAGCGACAAUAGCUGGGGUCCUCGUGAUUGUCAAAACUCGUGGGGAAUCGGUAACAGGAAUUUAACUCGAGAGAGAGACGGUUUUCGCCCAGGUCGUGCAUACCCUGGUGGGUCUCGUAUCGUCCCGGGAUUUGUUAAAUAUACGAAGGGAAGGAUAAUUAACCGGUAAAAGCGUUGCGCAGCGCGUCCACCGCGGUCGAUUUAAAACCACCGUGUAGUCCGAUCGAUCAAUGGCAAUAAGAAAAAAAAAAAAAGAAAAAAAAGGGUACCCGGUAAUUACUUGGCAUCGCAUCGACGGUAAACCUAGAUAGACUAGUCGGAAGAACGGCCGGACAAAGAGUUAAUACGGCGAGACGACUUAUUAUAUAAGAAACGCGCCGUUCGUAAACGAAAAGGCCUGUAUGAUAAUAGUAGCGAUUCCUAAUGUUAAAGGGAGGACAAGAGCACGGAUAACGGAUUAAAGAAAAAAAAAAAAAAAAAUAUGAAACAAACGGUACGGUAAACAUAGAUAUUUUAUAAGUGAAACAAAUGAUCAUGUACGUUUAUUGCUUAUAGAGAAUAAUAAAAUCUGUGUCACGAGAUGCGAGCCUAGUUUCCUUAUCGCAUCCCUCGGCACCCGGUAUCGCAAUCGGCCGAUAACGCGAGGUGCCAACGGAAUAUAAAAUGGGGGAACAGUAAACACUCGGUGGGUACCGCUCUUACCGGGGUAAGAAAAUUUAUUUUGCGACAUCUCUCGUCCUUCCGGAGUGCGCACCUCUCGUACAUGGUGCUCGCUCCGAUCUCCUUAAAACUGUACAUCGGAGAGUUUAUAUAUAAAAAAUAAUUUACUUAACUAUUGACUAGAGGAAGAGGUAGCACCUUCUCGCGAGAUACCCAGGGUUGGGCAAUUAUUACUUUCUCGAGGUUUUUUUUUUCACAUACCUCACGUAAACCACGUAGAGCUUACCGUGGAAAAUCAUAGCAAAUUACGUUUCCAAUAUACCGUAUGUCGCGGACGUACGACAUGCGGCCUCCGCUAAAUUACAAACAUCAAUUAUUACAUAUUCAAACGGGUAAAUAUUUUCUAAGAAUAGCAAAUUAAUUUCACUAAUUUCAUUGAAAUUCCUCCCUGGAUUUAUCUUCCAUACAGAAGUACCCAACCCUGGAGACAACUCAUUACGACCCGCGUACCGCGCAUGCGUAGUCGGGGGGAAGCCACCGGAAUGCAUCGAUCGAGAACAAAUAAAUCGAUCGUCUCGUAAUCGAUCGAUGCCUUAAACGACAUCGAUCGUGCCCUACGUGAUUACCGGCAGGUAAAUCGCCACAGCCAUCUUAUUAGAUAAUAUACAUA